This is a messenger RNA of Pieris macdunnoughi, 783 nucleotides long. NCBI's taxonomy places the organism in Eukaryota, Metazoa, Arthropoda, Insecta, Lepidoptera, Pieridae. The record is from the annotation of a GenBank genome assembly.
AUGUGUUCGUUUCUUCGGAUACCCUUAACGUUAGGCAUCUGUGUUAUGGUCGUCUCCGGACACGUUCAUGGAUCUAGGAGAUCUCGGAUGGAUGAUGAUUUCGCACAGAAUGAAAUCGACAGUGGCAGAGCAGAUGAAACCUCCUGGUGGCCCUCGGCUGAGUUCGCAGUAUUACAAAAAGUAUAUGACGAUUGCAGUGCGCAACAACACAUAACUGCAUGUUUAAAGGGCAAGGCGCUUAAUGCUCUGACGAGAGCCGUGGAACAGGAAAGCGUUCAGCUUGCUGACGGCUUGACGUUGGUGAAACAGGCUGAUGCUCCGAGCGCUGUGGCGGAGCCUCGCUUCUUUCCUGGGAUGACCUCUGAAGAAAAACUCGAUACCAAGCUACGAGCAAAGUUUGAGCAACUCUUAAAUACUCACACUGUAUCUAUGGAUUUGAUGUCUGAAGGCAGAGGUAGAGGAAAAAAGGUCCUGCCCUACCUGUUGCUCGGUAUUUUCACAACCGUGAGCAUAGUAGGAGGUAUGGCUCUGAAGACCUUGGCUGCCAUCGCUGGCAAAGCACUAAUCGCCAGUAAGGUGGCAUUAACGAUCGCUGGUAUUAUCGCUCUAAAGAAACUCUUCAGUCACGAUGGAGCAACUGGAGAAACGACUUUCCAAGUUCACGCCGAUGGACAUCAUAGGCGAAAUCUUUAUGUGGUGAGGCCGGCACGCAUUAGCGAGAAUGAUCCUUACCGGUUCUACGCUGACAAGAUCCCAACGAAUCCCGAAGAGCAGUCAAAUUGA